Molecule: messenger RNA, 4789 nt
Organism: Biomphalaria glabrata
Lineage: Eukaryota; Metazoa; Mollusca; Gastropoda; Planorbidae
Product: cerebral cavernous malformations protein 2 homolog
Exons: 12
Coding region: 208-1353 (381 amino acids)
Source: RefSeq, a predicted model, not a curated record
UAAAUUUAGGCUACUAGACUAGAUCUAGAUCUAGAUCUACUGUAACUAUCAUAUCUAGAUCUGGACUCUAGAUACUAAGAUAGAUCUAAAAUUUAGAUAUCUAUCUACAUCUAGGUCUACAUAAUCUAUGAUAGUCUAGAAUAUGUUAUAAUUAUAAUUAAUAUAAAUAUAAUGUUAACGAGUUUUAGACCAGAUUUCUGCUAGAAUAUGGAUAAUGAUUUAAGACACAAACCUAGUCCUCCUAGACGUGUGGAUCUUCCGUCUUCAAGCAACAUAAAUUAUUAUAAUCCUGUCAAGCAUCAAAAUUUAAUAGAUGACCCUGUAGAGAUAAAACCUGUACAAUAUGCUGGAGAAAUUGAAGGUGUUUCUCCACAUUUAGAUAUUACAAAUAGAACAGACGUUCUGAGAAUAAUAGACAAAGGAAAAAAACAAGGUUUUAUUCCAGCCCAUGUGACUGGUGAACGUGUUGCUAUACUUAGUCUAAGUAUAUUUAACAUUAAAAUAAGCAAAUACAAUGCAACAGAGGAUUUGUUACUACGGAUACCUAUGCAUGAAAUAGCAGCGACUUGUUAUAUUAAAGAUGACAAAGAGCAUAUACUUGCUAUAAAAUUUGGUACUCCAGAGUCUUGUAAAUUGGCUGUGUUAUAUUGUGAUAGUAAACCAAUAGCUGAAGAGAUAUGUUCGUUGGUUGGUCAGUGUUUUAAUCUGGUUUACACAGAAGCUUUAUUUAGACUUUUAGAUCGACCACUUUCAUCAGCAGAGCAACAUGCCCAGCAUCCUGGCAGUGAUGGAAGCGGAUCUGGAACUAUUGAAAAUGUACCAGUACCUCCAUCUCCAUUUACACGUGGACCACGCAGUGAGUCUGGAAAUUCUAAAGCCAGUGAUACAGGAACUGGUAAAGAACUUUUAGAAGACUACAUGAACAAGCUGAAAGCUAAACUAGAUGCAGAUGAGCUGAGAAAAUUCUUACAAUUACUAAAUGACUGGAAAAAAGACAAUAACUUCAUUGUAUUCUGUGAUAAGUUUUUAGCCCUGCUUGGUUCUGACAGAAAACAGCUUUUAUCAGAAUUGGUGCCAUUCAUUCCAGAUCAUAAUUACCAAUAUUUUGAGGAGUUUUUACUAAAAAAUGACAUUCAGCAGUUGGACGCAUCUAGUACUUUGUCAAGUUCAGGAAAUAAUUUACAUUAUCCUACGAGAAGAUCUUUCAGUGGGGUAUCCACUGCUAGUAGUGUCAGUAACAAUGCAGUAGGAGCAGAUGCCCUUGAAAACUUCUUAGAUUUCGCCAAUACCCAGUUUGACAGUGUGGAUGUUGACAUUGACCCAAAGGCAUAUGUCCCUAGUGAAGACUACUGAGUGGGCUGAUCAUUAAAGAAAUAGGACUUCUCACAUAUAUGAGUGUAUGUGUGUGAUAACAUCUUAAACCUUUAAACCUAACCUUGUAUUCCUAAUCACAUUACAAAAAAUAGUCAGUCUUUAAGAACAAAACCCAGAACAUUAUUUCAAAAAUAUAAUUUAAAUUAAUGCUUACUAUUAAUAGAGAUAGCUACAUUAAAUAUGCCAAGUUUGUGAAAUAAUAAACAUAUCAGAGGAUGACAGUUCUACAUUACGAGGAGAAAAAUCUUACAAACAAAUUGAGGUUUUUCAAAUUUUAAAUGUUGGGUUUUAUUGCAUGCAUAAUAAGUAUUUCAUUUUUGUGGUAGUAUAAGGUUUAUUGUUUAGUAAGAUCAUUAACACAUACUUUUAAUUUAACCAUUUAAAAAAAGGCUCAAGGAAUUAAAAUUUAGCUGCAACUUAGAAGCUUGGGCAAACAUGUCUAGAAAAUUGACUAAUUCUAUUAAAGUUUAUUUGUAAAUUAUAAGAGUCAUUUUAAUAUUUUAGGUCACAUUUAGAAGAGAGAAAGUGUAUUUAUGGUUAACCCUACCUCCCCCUGCCCCAAUAAACUGUCUAAAUCUAAUGAAAAUCAAGAUGUUUUCUUAUCAAUCGAUCUCUCACAGUAUCUUUCAACUUUCAGACAAUUUUCUUGUAAAAACACACCAAUUCAAUGUAAACACAUGGGCGCAGCCAUUUUGCAAAGCUAAACUUGUGGUUUCAUUAUGAUUGGUUAUUUUUAGAUUCUGACUCAUUUUUAGCAUCAAAUUGUCAAGUACCGAAAAAACUGGUACACCGGCUUAGCUGCCAUUUUGGAAAUUACUGAAAAACAGUUACACCAGAGUUAAUGGCAACAAGUGCUAAGACUCUGUAAGAAAUAUUUAGCUCUGUAACUGGUUAGGUUGUGCUGGGUUUCACCACUGAUCUAGAGGUUUAUUUAGGUGAAUGUCCAGUUUUAGCACAGCAAAGUAAACAUAGCAAAAUCAAUCCAUUUUAAUUUCAACAACAUAUGCUGGUUUCAGAGUCAUCCAUUAUGGUCAUAUGUUUGACCAAUGUGGGAAGGUAAUGCAAAAGAAUGUAAAUUUGACAUAAUUUCUCUUGAUUCCCAGGGAGAUCAUUUCAUUGGUGAUCUGAUUUCUGUUGCAAUUUUAAGAUAUGUCAUUUCUGUUGAUCAACAUUAAAUGAGCAGAUAAAUUUUACAGUUUGUUACUAAUCUUAUUAGUAAUUAGUAGUUAAUUAGAUUAAUUUUGUUUUUGUUUUGGAAAAAAAAUAUUUUUUUUACCAUCUGUUUUAACGUGAACAUGUUUAGGCAAAUGAAUUUGAAAAUUGAUUUAUUAGUAGUUUUAGGUCUAUUAUUAGUACUGGUAAAACUGAACUUAACGAUUCAUAAGAAUGUAUUUUUUUCCAAAGCUCAGUCUGUCUGUGCAAGUUAUUUUUCCCACACCCAAUCUUGGAUCAAGUUUAAAUUUUGCACAAUUAUUUCUAAUACCUGAAAGAAACAAUAAUCAUUUUUUUUUUAAAUUAACCAAUUUAAUUAACUAUUGGUACCGGUAAUUUAUUAUUUUGUUUGGUAUCAAAAAAGGGAAAGAAAUUGUAAUCAACAGAUGUGGUAGUAUAAUUUGAAUUAGGAAUUAGUCCCCUUAAGGGGACUUGAGCCCAGAGCUCAAAUUCACAUUGUGCUGAAUGCAUGAAAUUGUGCUAAACAAAAAACAGUUGGUAAAAAUAUUUCUAAUCGCACAGACUUACUAUUGUUAGUCUAGAUCUAUUACAAAUUUAAUUACAUGACUCAUCCAAACUAAGUGAUACAACUACAUUUAUUAUAAGCUUUGAUUUUCUUUUAAAAAGUAUUUUUUACUUUAUCUUGUUUAAAUAAAAAAUUUAAAAAAAUAAGAUUUUUUAUUUGAUGGGACUAUGUCAGUGUUAAUGCCCAACUCUAAUUUGAAUAUUUUUUUUCUGUAAGAAAAAUCUACCAAAAAUUUCCUUCAUUAAAUUUGUUUUUCUUGUUCAAUUAUUCAUUGUACAAUUUUACAUAUUUCCCGUAAAAAAUAUGUAUAUAAAUUUGUUGCACUUCAACUUCUAAAACAUUAUUCAUUUGGUUGUGGAGCUUGUUCAAUAUGUAAAUAGCAAAGUGGUUAUUGGGGAUUUUUAGUAUGUGAAUGAAUGAAAGGGUUAGUUUUUUUUCAUUUCAUUGUCUUUUUUUUUUAAUUGUUCAUACAUUUUUUUUUACAACUAUAUUUUAUCUUAUAGGUUGAUUUCAUCUUUUUAUGUGAAAAUUUGCAUUAAGUGUACAGGAGUUGUUUUAAAUUAUGUAAAUAAUGAUUUAAGUAAAAUCAGGCCUUGGAGGCCAACGUGGUAGGGAAUAUUGUAAAGUUUAAUAAAACCUGGGACUGACCAUAAACACAGAAAAAUACAGAUUUUUUAUUUCCAACUUUUUUGUUUUAAGCAUAGAAAGAAAGGUAUGAUGAACCUGUUUUGAUAUUUAGUUAGGCUAGAUCAAAUAAUUAUUAAAUAGGGUACCUGUACAAAUAUUAUUUUGUCAUAAAUUUUGGAGGAUCUGUGCAUUCAUAUUUUUUGGAUGGUUUCAGAGGAUAUGCAUUAUAUUGUUUUUUCUUGACAUGUUGACAUACUACUUAUAAGAACUUUUAAAAAUUUCUUGUUACCAGUGUGCCUUACUGAGCCUUCAAAACCAUUGUUAUCUCUAAUGUAACAAGCUCUGGGUCACAAAAUCUUAUUUUAACUCUUGAAUAGAGUAGAAAAUGUGCACCAGUUGAACCUAUUAUACAGGUUCAAAUAACAUCAAAAACAGCUUUAGACAUAUAAUAUGUAAAAAAAUGUAUGAAAUUUAUGAAGAUAAAAUGAUUUGAUUAUUUAUCAUUAUAUGACCAUUAUAUUGUUUAGGACCUAAUAUUCUUUUUUUUUUUCGCAAUCAUUCCUAGGAAAAUAAAAGCAAAAUGAUAAAACAUAAAAUCUGUAGAACAAAUUUUGUGCUUGCUCAUCUCGUGACAUCUACAUGAACACAGCUUGCUGGUAAUCAUGGAUCUAUUGAUAGCUCGCAAAAUGAUACUGUGGUUGGAAAAAAAAACAACAUAUUUAUAACUUUUGAAAGUAAUUUCUUAUAAUUUUUAGUUAAUGAAAAAAAAAAUGAUAUUGAAUUUAAAUUUAUGUAACUCAACAUUUGGCCAGAUUUUGGUGGAAAUUUUGUGUAAAACAAAAGAAAAAAAGAGCUCUUAUUGAAAAAACAUUUGAAAGUAAUUGUUAAAACACAUUUACUUUUUAUAAAUUAUAAGUUGCUUACAUUGUAAUUCUAUGAAAAAUUUUGUCCUUUACCAAGUUCUAAUACUAUCUUCAUACACUCAUUAGCUGUAGAUUGCACACACAUAUCACUAAAUGGGAGAAAAAUAAAAUAUAAAGUUGUUCAAAA